This is a messenger RNA of Paramuricea clavata, 2762 nucleotides long. Lineage: Eukaryota; Metazoa; Cnidaria; Anthozoa; Malacalcyonacea; Plexauridae. The record is from the annotation of a GenBank genome assembly.
AUGUCUGUGAUUGAUAAACAUGCCCCACUUAAAAAGAAACGUAUAGGGAAACGAAAGUCUCCCUGGAUUACUUCACAUGUAGUUCAGAAAAUUCGCGAAAGAGAUUAUCUAAAAAGGCAAUUCGAUAUUACUCGUGACGAUGAAAUUUGGUUACAAUAUAAGAAAGCUCGAAAUGAAACUAACAACACUAUUAGGCAGGCUAAACAUAACUACUUUAUCACUAAUAUUGAGGCUGCACGAAAAGAUCCAAGGAAAACUUGGAGACUAGUCAACGAUCUGAACUGUCGUAAAGUGAGUGAUGUAACCAGUGUCAAGAAAGUCAAUCUUGACGGUAAUGAAAUCACUAAUGCGGCUGAAAUUUCGGAUGCCUUUAAUUCAUAUUUCACCUCGAUAGGAGAGAAACUAGCGAACAAAAUACCUAGCUCGAAUGUUAAUCCCGUUUCUUAUAUUCAAUCCACACAUAGUGUUUUUUCUUUCGAGGAAAUUGGUUUGUCCACUGUAAAUUGUUUGCUAAAAACGAUUAAUGCUAACAAAGCGACCGGCCCUGAUAAAAUCCCAGGUAGAUUAUUGAAAAUAGCCACUGAUAUUCUUUCCCCCUCGUUAACCAGAAUUUUUAAUAGAUCGCUUUUUAUGGGGAUUUAUCCGACUGAUUGGAAAAUGGAAAAAGUCUUACCGUUAUUCAAAAAUGGCGACAAAUGUGAUCUAAGUAAUUAUCGUCCAAUUUCAAUUAUAUCGGCGGUUGCCAAAGUUUUUGGUAGAACCGUUUAUGACCAAUUUUACUCCUAUCUGACAAGUAACAACUUACUGUCUAACUAUCAGUCAGGGUUUCGAGCAUCAUAUAGUACCGUUACAGCUUUAUUAGAGUCGAGUAAUAACUGGUGCGUAAAUAUUGAUAAGGGUUUGCUUAACGGAGUGAUCUUCAUUGACCUAAAGAAAGCUUUCGAUACAAUUGAUCACGAAAUUCUUAUACGUAAACUCAAGUGUUAUGGUGUGGAUGACAAUGCGCUAUCGUGGUUUAAUUCCUAUUUAAACAAUCGAAAACAGAAAUGCUACGUAAAUGGCAACCUCUCUGGUAGUCGUUCUAUCUCCCAUGGAGUUCCGCAAGGCUCUAUUAUAGGCCCACUUCUGUUUUUGAUCUAUAUCAAUGACUUGCCUAACUGCUUGAACGAGGGUUUACCUAGAAUGUAUGCUGAUGAUACGAACAUCAGCAUGCAAAGUAAUAAUCUUUCUGAGCUAGAAAAUCUUUUGAAUGCUGAAAUAGCCAAUUUAAACACAUGGCUAGAGGCAAAUAAGUUAAGUUUAAAUAUUGCCAAGACUGAAUUUAUGAUUAUUGGAUCUCGUCAAAGACUUUCAACCUUUGAUAAUCAGAAUGUGGAAGUAUGUGUUAACAAUAAACAGAUUAAUAGAGUGCUGAAGUCUAAGUCAUUAGGUUUAACAAUUGAUGAGAACUUGACUUGGAAAUAUCAUGUUGAUAAUAUCACCAAAAAAGUCUCUUCGGGUAUCGGUGCUCUCAAACGAAUGAGAGAUUUUAUUACCACAGAAACUGCAAUUCGAGUUUACCAAAGUUUGGUGGAGCCCUAUUUUUCCUAUUGUGCCCCUGUUUGGGAUGGCCUAGGUAAAAAGCAAAGCGAAAAAUUACAAAAAUUACAGAAUAGGGCCGCCCGUGUUAUUACCCGUUCAUCUUAUGAUAUUUCAUCAAGUUCUCUUCUUGAAGAACUUAAUUGGGAAUCAUUGUCCACUAAGCGAUUAAAGCAAAAGGCAAUCCUCAUGUUUAAUACUAUUAAUAAACAUACACCAUUCUAUUUACAAGAGAUGUUUUCUCCCAGUGAGAGUGUUUAUAACCUGAGAGAUUCUUAUGGUAAACUUUAUGUCCCAAAACCACGCACAGAUUAUUUGAAACGCUCCUUCAGUUACAGUGGAGCCUCUUUAUGGAAUGGCCUGCCAGAAUCUCUUAGAUCAGUAACCUCUCUCGCUGCAUUUAAGACAGGUUUAGAAGCCUUCUUAAUAAAUAAUCGAUCUGACUCCCACACGGCAAUCAGGUAGAACAGUAUCUAUAUUUCUUUUUGCUCCUUUUAAAAUAUUUUAAUAUUUUUGUAAAUAACUAUACUGAUGAUUUUCCGUGUUUAAAUAAAGUUGAUGUUAUGUUAUGUUAUGUUAUGUUAUGUUGGAUCUUUAACCCGCCUGCUGCCCCAUGGUUUGGAGGUGCCUGGGAAGCGUUAGUAAAGUCUGUCAAACGGGCAUUGAAAGUUAUGCUUGGGAAUGUUCUCACAGUCGAUGAAGUUUUCCUUACUGUCAUUGCCGAGGUAGAAGCGAUGCUGAACUCUCGUCCGCUUGUCUAUGGUGGAAGCAGUGAUUCGCCAACAGAUCUCAGCGUGAUUACACCAAACCACUUCUUGCAUGGUCGUGCGAGUUCGAACGUGUCGCCCGGCGAGUUUAACCAACGAGAUAUGUCGUUACGUCGAAGAUGGCGUCAUAGCCAGUUCUUAGCGAACCAAUUCUGGCGCCGAUGGUCGAAUGAGUACAUUCCGCAGUUAAUAAAGCGAAGCAAAUGGAAUGUUGCACACAGAAAUCUACGUCGCGGUGAUCUUGUCUUGAUCGUUGAGAAGGACGUACCUCGUUCGCAUUGGAGGCUCGGAAGAGUGAUUGCACCGAUCGCAAGUGAAGACGGACUGAUCAGAUCCGCGGAGAUUGCAACGAAAACUGGAACAUUGACACGUCCUGUAGGACGGUUAGCAUUACUGGAAGCUUUUAAUGAUGAGUAA